Messenger RNA from Saccoglossus kowalevskii, 1881 nucleotides. Its product is annotated as TBC1 domain family member 25-like. Lineage: Eukaryota; Metazoa; Hemichordata; Enteropneusta; Harrimaniidae. The record is from RefSeq and is a predicted model, not a curated record.
AUGUCUAUAUGUGUACAUCCUUUCCCAGAAUGCAGUGCAAGUAGAGAAGAUGUUGCUGAGCCUGUUCCUUCUGAUGUCUUACCUAUGCUAAGCUUUAAAGGUGUUUCCCAUACACCAUCUGUAGAGUCUGAUAGUUGGACAUUUGUAGAUAUCACUCAGCUUCCCAAUAAAACUGACACUUCUGAACUUAAUUCCAAAUUCCUAGGUCUUGAAGAUUGGGAUAUCAUCAGCGCCAAAGAAGUGACUGGAAACCUGAACGGUAACUUCGGAAAAGACCGUUCGAUGGUGGCGAUGCCAUUUGUUGGUGCUUUUGUAAAUCAAGUGGAGAAAACUAUCAAUAAAGUUCAACGCAUCUUUAUAUCGUCGGAAAUUGAAGACGAGAUCGCUAAGGCCGCCAGACCGCCACUCAGUGAUGCAGAUUUUCACAAGUUCUUAGACCAGCAGGGUAGGUUGGUUCGACCGGGAGAGUUUCGUCUGCACGUCUACCAUGGUGGUAUCGAGCCUUCUCUGCGUAAAGUCGCGUGGAGGCAUUUGCUGAAUAUCUUCCCGGAUGGUAUGACUGGAGAGGAGAGGUUCUACUACCUGAAGAGGAAAGCGAAUGAGUACGCCGACCUCAAAAAGAAGUGGCUGUCAGAUGAGCGAGAGGAAGUGAAAUAUAUCACUAACAUGGUGCAUAAAGACGUGCUCAGAACAGAUAGGAUGCAUAAGUUUUAUGCUGGGGGUGAUGAAAACCACAAUGUUAAUAAACUGUACAAUUUGUUGUGUACCUAUGCUCUCUCACAUCCCGAUGUCUCGUAUUGCCAGGGAAUGAGUGACCUUGCCUCCCCGAUUCUGUACGUCAUGAAGGACGAAGCACAUGCGUAUCUCUGCUUUUGUGGUGUCAUGACCAGAUUGAAAGGAAACUUCAUGUUAGACGGGCUCUGUAUGACAAAGAAGUUUGAUCACCUCUCCAUGUUGCUCAGAUGUUGUGAUCCUGAGUUCUAUGAUUAUCUAGGGGAGCAGAAUGCCAGUGAUCUGUUCUUCUGUUACCGCUGGCUUUUGCUGGAACUGAAACGAGAGUUUGCAUUUCAUGAUGCACUAUCUGUGCUGGAAGUGAUGUGGAGCUCUCUGCCUCCAGAUUACCCGGAAGGUGAAUUAGAGCUGUGUGGUCCCCCGGCACCGUUAUCGCCGUGUAUGUCACCUACUGACCGCAUGCGAUUCAAAUUUGCAAAACAAAGAUCAGUAAGUCAAGGCGGAAGCAGUCCCGGUAGCCCCAAAUCAUCUGAUACUACAUUUGAACAUUUCGAUCAAAAGACAGAUACAUCAAAAAUACAUAAUGGAAAUAAACAAAAGAAGCGUUUACAUUCUAAAGACAGCAGUAGUAUAGAAUCUGAUAUCAGUGAAGAAUCGGGGUACUCGUCAAAAUCGACGUCAGUUGACCAAACCCCGCAAAGUGUUAUAAAUAACGAUUUACCAAUCGUUGCAAAUCAUUUCUCAGAACCAGAACCGACUAAAGAACGGAAGACAAGUGACGGGAAAAGUAGUGUUAAGUCGCCUAGUGUAGCCACGACUAACGGUAGUGUCAAUAAGAACCCAUAUAGUAGUCUACCGCCCCCACAGGACUUUGGCGGUGGUAAUCCAUUCAUGUUAUUUAUGUGUCUGACUCUGUUGAUAGAGCAUAGGGACUAUGUGAUAGGAAACCAGCUAGACUACAAUGAACUCGCCAUGCACUUUGAUAGAAUGGUGCGUCGACAUAAUGCAGAGAAAGUACUCUAUAGGGCUAGGACUCUCUUUGCCGACUACUUACGAGCUGAAAUCAACAUGACCCAGGCUGAAUGUGCUUCACCUGUGAACAGUCCGAUGAAACGUUCUGUUACUGGACACAAAGGGGAAUCAUGUUGA